Molecule: messenger RNA, 624 nt
Organism: Trichophyton benhamiae CBS 112371
Lineage: Eukaryota; Fungi; Ascomycota; Eurotiomycetes; Onygenales; Arthrodermataceae
Exons: 2
Coding region: 1-624 (207 amino acids)
Source: RefSeq, a predicted model, not a curated record
AUGCGAGGUAAAAAGGGAUUGAGAGGGAGGAAGCAGAGAAAAAAGGAACAAAAAGAGAGAGGGAGGGAAAAAGGAAAGAAAGAGAAAAGGAAAAAGAAAACGAAAAAGGGAAGGAAAAAGAAAAAAACAAAGGCAUUUCUGAAAGAACACCAAGCUGCAGACCCGGUCACACUUCGAAUUCCGGGCUGUUCCUGCAUUCAAAGUAAGCUCGUACGCCAUCCACUUGGGAGCGUCUCCUGUCUGCGUAUACCAGUGCCCCGUAACCUCCCUGAACCUGGAUCUGGCCGGCUGUUCUCUUUACAGAGUCUCACAACGGGUCCAGUUGACCUUUGCUCUCCCACUCUCGUUCUCUGCCCUGGUGACUCCGCAAAAACCAAAGACGAGAGAGAAGAAGAAAAAAAGGUGACUGAUCUAAACCCACUCGCCUGCCUUGAGGGAGGGGACGCUUGGAACAGGCCUGGAGGCCUGGCCACUUUCUCUGUUAUUCUCUCUUUCACGGCUUCUUCUUCUUCUUCUUCUUCUUCCUUUUUUUUUUUUCCCUCGGUCCCCAUCGAGUCCAAUCUUAUUUGGUGCAGCUCCCUUGCUUUUGAGCUGUCUCUUCUUGUCUGGGGCAAGCAAUCCUGA